Chenopodium quinoa (quinoa) is the source of this 834-nucleotide messenger RNA. Its product is annotated as ubiquitin-40S ribosomal protein S27a. Gene Ontology annotation, molecular function: structural constituent of ribosome; ubiquitin protein ligase binding; protein tag activity. Gene Ontology annotation, biological process: modification-dependent protein catabolic process; translation; protein ubiquitination. Gene Ontology annotation, cellular component: ribosome; nucleus; cytoplasm. Bases 174 to 644 code for a protein of 156 amino acids. The transcript has a single exon. Lineage: Eukaryota; Viridiplantae; Streptophyta; Magnoliopsida; Caryophyllales; Amaranthaceae. The record is from RefSeq and is a predicted model, not a curated record.
AUUAUCCAAUCAAUCGAAAAAGUCCAAUGGGCUAUUGAAGUAGUAACACUAACACAACAACCCACUCAACAAAAACCCAAGCAAUCCCCAAAAACCCUAAUUUCCCCUCCCCCAUUUCAGCAGCAGCCUCAAAAACAGCAGAGGAGAGAGAAAUCAUCCUCAACCCCAGAAAAAUGCAGAUCUUCGUGAAAACCCUAACGGGUAAAACCAUAACCCUAGAGGUCGAAUCCUCCGACACCAUCGACAAUGUCAAAGCCAAGAUCCAGGACAAAGAAGGCAUCCCACCAGACCAACAACGUCUCAUCUUCGCCGGAAAACAGCUCGAAGAUGGCCGCACUUUAGCCGACUACAACAUCCAGAAGGAGUCCACCCUUCACCUUGUUCUUCGUCUUCGUGGUGGUGCCAAGAAGAGGAAGAAGAAGACCUACACUAAGCCCAAGAAGAUUAAGCACAAGAAGAAGAAGGUUAAGCUUGCUGUUCUUCAGUUUUACAAGGUUGAUGAUUCAGCUAAAGUUCAGAGGUUGAGGAAGGAGUGCCCUAAUGCUGAGUGUGGUGCUGGAACUUUCAUGGCCAACCAUUUUGAUCGCCAUUAUUGUGGUAAGUGUGGUCUUACCUAUGUUUACCAGAAAGCUGGAGGUGAUUGAUUGAUUGAUUAAUCAAGGUUUCCAGAUAUUCAGAGAUUUGGGGUUUAAUCGAAUUAUUAUGUUAAAGUAGUUUUUGGGUAUUUAGCUUUUGUUAUCAAACUUAUGUUUUGUUGAGGAUUUAUUAUUAUAAUUACUCUUUUGAGUUUGGAUCUACAAUUUUGAAUCAGUUUAAUGCUGUUUUUAUUUAUAA